Delphinapterus leucas (beluga whale) is the source of this 2442-nucleotide messenger RNA. The record is from RefSeq and is a predicted model, not a curated record. Lineage: Eukaryota; Metazoa; Chordata; Mammalia; Artiodactyla; Monodontidae.
UCCCGCCUCCUGGCCCAAACCAGCUGGACCAGCUCUCCCAGUGCCCGCCUGCAGCCCCCCCCCACUCCCGACAGCCAAGUCACAGCCUCCAGGGCACCUUUCGGCAAGCGGGUGGUGGGUCCUGGACUCAGGGACCAGAACGUGGGCUUCUGGGCAGAGAUGGCCCUGCAAAGCCAGGUGUGGUCUCCGGCCACACCCAUGCCCAUGGCAGAGAGCUCCCUCUACCGGCAGCGGCUAGAGGUCAUCGCGGAGAAGCGGCGGCUGCAGGAGGAGAUCAGCGCCGCGCGCCGGGAGCUGGAGGAGGAGAAACUCCGUGUGGAGCGGCUCAAGAGGAAGUCUCUCCGGGAACGCUGGCUAAUGGACGGGGCAGCUGAAGAGCCGGAGCGGCCCCAGGACCCCGCCUCACAGGACCCCCAGUCACCUGAGGACCAGGCUCAGGCCCGCAUCCGGAACCUGGAAGGCAGCUUGUUCACACUCCAGUCCCAGCUGCAGCUGUUACAAAGUGCAUCCACAGGUGCCCAGCACAAGCCCACAGGCAGGCCCACCUGGCGCCGACAGGGUCACCGUCCUCUAUCCCAGCCCACCGUGGAGGCAGGUCCUGCAGGCCAGACUGAUCUAAACAAGAGAGCCUCCAUACCAGCCGGACCAGUGGGCACAUACCCAGAGUCCCCCUCUAAGUCCAGAGACGAGUCUGUCGGGGUUCCACCAGCCCCGAGGAGGAUCCCUGGGGCAGCAGUGGCCUCCUCAGAAGCCAAUGGCCCCUGCCCUGGAUCCAGCCCCCCUCCGGAGCAGGCGCCGAGUCAGGGAGUGGCAGCGUCUGACGGGGGAGUGAAUGAGGCCAAAGGGGGAGGCACGGUGAAGGUGGUCUGGGAGGGGCUGAGGGCCACGGAGGACUGUACCACGGGGGCUACAGGCCCAGAGCUGGAGGCUAAGGUGGAGGAGAUGGUCAUGGAGGCCAUCGGGGACAGACAGGAAGCCGGACGCCGAGAGCUCCCUUCAUGGGUCAGGGAGGACAGGGAUAUCGUGGAGGUAGUCUGGGAAGGGGUGGGAGGCACAGAGGGCAGCGACUCAGAGGCCAUGGGGGAGGCGGGCAGAGGCCUGGAGGCUGCACACACCAGCUCACUGAGGCUCCAGGAGGGACCGGGGGCAGCAGCUUCUGGAGAAGGGGAAGGUGCCCCCAGGGGCAGCGCUGAUGGUGAUGGGCAGGGGGGCUUUGGAGGAGAGGAGGGGUCCUUCAUUUGGGUGGAGAGAGUGACCCUCAGUGAGCAGUGGGAAGAGCUGGCGGUGGAGGGGUUGGAAGGGCCAAAGGCACUGGGAAGGGAGGGAAAGGAUGACAGUCCACUGGGGGCAGGCGGCAGAGGCGGGGAGGAAACGUGGGGGGCGGAGAGGAGGUGGGCAGAGGAAUUAGCGGGGAAGAGAGGAAGUGAGGGAAUGGCAGGCGCAGAGCCAGAAGGAGCAGAGAUGUCACUGGCAGUGGAGAGGAAAGGAAGCGAGAAAUCCUUGGAGCCAGAGAGGAGAGGAGUUGAGGAAAAGGUGGAGACAGAGAUGGGAGGAGGUGACGAACCACUGUCGGCAGAAAGAAAAGAAGUUGAAGGACCUCUGAGGGCAGAGAGGGAAAGAGGGGAGGAGCCGUUGGGAGUACAGCAGAAAGGAGGUGAGGAAAAGUUAGAGGCAAUUGAAGAACCAUUGGUGACAGAAAGGAAAGAAGGUGAGGAAUCACUGAUGGCAGAGAGAAUGGCAGGUGAAGAGCCAUUGCAGACAGAGAAGACUCAAGGGGUCGAGGGAGAUCUGAGUCCGGAAGAGCAGAGAGAGUCAGGAGGAGGAAAGGAGUGUCAGGCAGAGGAAGUGAGUGAGGAAGUGGCUCCCCUGGGGGCCAAGGAGGAGCCAAGGCCGGAGGAAGAAGGACAGCAGCCCCAGGAGAAGCAGGAAGGCUCCCCAGAAGCAGAAGCAGUGAAGCCCCAAACCUCUGAUGAGGGCCAGGACCCCUCUGGGGAUGCCACACCCCUCCUGGCAGAGACCCCAGCUCAGGAGCAGCCUGCUGAGUGCCAGCCACUGCUUCAGGUGGAGGAGCCCAGGGCCAACCCCAGUGCCCACGCUGUGCCCACCUACGCGCCUGCCCAGCAGCCGGAGCCAUCUGCCCCUCCUGAGGGCGAAGAGGCGAGUGGCCCUAAGCAGAAGACGUGCCAGUGUUGUGCGGUUAUGUGAGCCCACGCCCUCUACCCCACUCCCAGCUCCUCUCACAGCUACCUCGGCCUCUUGGCAUCAGCAGAUGGUCCCAGGCGCAGACAGGGCACCACGGGACUGGUGGUGGCACCUGGGAGCCAGCUGGUCCACAUGUCCAUCUCCACCUGGGCUCCUGGACCCCUUGCACACUGCCCGUGACCCUGGCCCCUUUCUGUGACAAAGCCUUUAUACUUGAAAAUAAAAUGUUGAGCAUCUGGA